GAAUCCAUUUCAUUGUAUCUUGUUUAACAAAAUGACUUGAUAUACUGAAUCAAUCAUGUACCAAUUGGUUAUAUUUUUACUCAUAUUUAAGUGCGGGAUUGCUAAAGAUAGUGAUAAUAAAUAUAUAGAUUUACUACCAGAAGAAGAAAAACGACAGUUUCUUGAAAGGAUAGCCAGAAGAAUUUUAGAAGAAUCUCACAGUGACAAAAUUCCUAAUACAACGCAUACGGAAUUGUCAGACGAUGAACUCAGCGUUCAUUCUUCAUAUGUCCAAGAGAUUAUUAAAGAAGAAACUGAUAAUUUGAAAAAAGAAAGAAAAGCACGAGUCAAAAAAAGAAAACAGGGAUCUUAUCAGAAACAAAAAAGUAAAAAACAAAAUGAUGAAAAUAGUGAACAUGUAGAUUUGCCAUUAAGUUUUGAAAAAGCUGCAAAACAACGGGAUAGGAAGGAUACUAAAAGAGAGAAUAUUGAUUAUGAAGUAAUCCCAGUUGAAGUUGAUUAUGAAAAUUCAGUGAGUAAUCAAUCGACUAUUUUAUUAAACACGACAGGCAAUUUUUCUUCUACUAUAAAUGUCAGAAGUGAUCCAACAGUUGAUGCAAAUAUACCAAAAAAGGGGUCCGAAAAUCGUCUUGGUAAUUUAAACGACACUGAUUAUUCCACCACUACAAAAACUCCCUUUGUAUAUGAUGACGAGGCUUUAGGUUCAAGAGUAAUAAGUGAUUUUGAUCAAAACUCUAAAGAAAUCAAAAGUCCAGAAGAUUCAGUAAACACUUCAGAGUCUAUUUACACUUAUUCAGAUGGACAAAAAGAAAAUCUUACAAGUUCAGAGCAAAGAAAUAAUACCGGUAUUGCAAAGCCGAUAACUGAAGGAUAUAUGAUUUCUCAAGAAGGUAAGUACAGUAAUUCGGGUUCAGAAAUGAGCAAGUUAGCGAGCAGUUACAUAAUAACUGAUAAACCAACAAAACAUUUAAGAAAUAACUCUUUAGAUAGUGAUGUAAGUAGUGUGGCCAUACCAACAAUAAAUCCAAUUCAAGUUAACAAAUCACUGACCGAAAACAAACGAAUGUAUAUGCCAACAGUAAAAAGUUCGGAGUCUAAUGUCACGUACUCAGAAGAAAAUCUUUCAAGUUCAGUGUAUAUAAAUGGUACUAUCACUGCAAUGCCGAUAACUGAAGGGCAUUUUACUUCUCGAGAAGGAAAGUACAAUGAAUCGGAUACAGAAAAUAGCAAAUUAACAAGCAGUUAUAUAAGAACUAAAACAAAACAUUUAAGAAAUAACUCUUUAGAUAGUGGUGUAAUUAGUGUGACCAACCCUACAAUAAAUCCAUUUAAAGUUAACAAUUCAUUGACCGAAAACAAAUUUAUAAAUAUGCCAACACACCGGAAAAAUAUAUAUUUACCUUUAAAUACAAGCAACGCAGUUCACAUAUCUAAAGAUAAUAUUAAAUCAGACGAUAAUAAUUCCAGUAUCAUAAUAGAAUCAUCGUUAAACAAAACAAGUAAAAUAAAAUUUAUUGAUGUUGAAACAGUGACCAAUUUUUAUUCAGUCGAUAAACCGACGGUAAAUAAUAAACUAUUAUCAGCUGAAAAUACAUUGUUGAUCAAUAAAAAUAUUGUGAAUAUUUCAUCACCACAAGCUGAAGUGACUGUUAAGUUAAAAUAUAAAGAAGUCAGUGAAAGUCCUAAGGAAGAUGCUUCAAAACAAAAAACACUAAAUCAAUAUGAAGUUUAUGAAUUACCUUCGGGUCUACCUUCAUUCGAGCCCAAUGAAAUGCUGGACCAAAAAGGAAAAAACGAUCGAGAACAUGCUAAUGACCAUCCUCAUUACAGCAAUGGACCAAAUGGUGAAGGAACUUCACACACUUCACAGGAACUUUCCGAUGAGCCCAAUAAAGAUGUGAACCGGGAAUUAACUAAAAAUAAUCCCAACUAUGUGCCUAUUUAUAAUUAUGAUCCAAAACAUGCUUAUUACGACCCUUAUAACCGUUACGGUAUAAAUUCAGCAGACAAAGAUCAAAUUAUAAAAAAUAGAAUUACUCUAGGCAAUAUCAAAGUUAUGAAAGAACCGUUCUACGUGUCUUAUGAAAAAUUUAACCCAAAAGUAUCGGAAAAGCCUCCCAGUUAUGUACCUAUACAUACUUACGAUCCAGAACAUGCAUAUUAUCAUUCUUAUAACCGUAACAAAUCAAAUAUAGACGAGAAAGAUCAAAUCAUCAGAAGUAGAAAUUCACCAAACAACCUUGAAGCUCCAGAACUAACUUCCGAUGAGCCUUAUGAAGAAGUGAAGCGAGCCAUAACUGAGGAUAAUCCCAACUAUAUAUCAAUAUACAAUUAUGAUCAGAAUCAUGCAUAUUACGAUCCUUAUAACCGCUACGGACCAAAUGCAGGCGACAAAGAUCAAAAUAUCAUGAAAAUAAAAAAUACGCUACACAAUAUAAAUAUAGAAAUAGAUGAUGCUAGCCGUCGCAACCGAUUUAAAACUCCAAAUUACAAAACAUUUUCUAGCAAUUUUAAACUAAAAACUUUUUACUACAAUGUACCAAAAUAUCAUAAAUUUGAUAUAUUCAACCCAGUGCCUCUGAAAGUAGCAGAAUCGUUUAACCCUCAUAAUUAUUACGACGGUGAUGAUUUUUUUGUAAGAAAUGCUGAUGUAGAUACGAAAGAAGAAAAUAAUGACGAUCAAUAUGCAUAUGUAAUUGAAAACGAGAAUCCCAUUGGUCAGAUAAGUUUGAAAUCUAUAUCAAAAGAAACGCUAGGUACUGAUCAUCACGGAGCCUCUGAAAACAAUAUGAAAUUUAAACUAAAAAACAAUAACGAAAAUUAUAUAGCACUUGAUUAUUACUUUGGGAGAAAAAAAAACUACAAAAAGACAAAUAAGGAUACUGUUUUCGACUUCAAGCUGACUAAUAUUCAUAAUGAUUUUCAACCUAUAACCCCGACGCCCAACAAUAUAGUACCCGGGAAAAUACACAAACUAAAAACUAAAGAUAAAAUGGUUGAAAAAAAUUAUAUGGAUACCAUGGUAACAGUUAUGCGGGAAAUGAUACAGAUGGACAAUGCAGUACUGGAAAGAUACGACUGGCUUGGAACUGCUGUUGAUGUCAGAACAGCAUUAGCAAAGCUGAAUGAUUUAACUUUACAGUUGAAAAAUAACGAAAGAAUUGACAGAAAUGAUUUCGAACUAUAUAAAUACUUCAUAUAUUUGUACAAAUCAUCUAAAGAGGUAUUUCAUAAGUCAGCUCUGAGAAAUACAAAACAAUCGAAGAAUUCGAUACACGUGAAGCAGAAACAUGUAAAGUCACGCUGGAUGCCGAAGAUACUGAAGAAGAAAAAACAUCGUUCAGCUAUAAAGGCAUGGAAGGAGAUUGCAACAUUCUUAAGGAAUAUGACCAAGAUAAAUAAUAACAAGUCGGAGCUAUUAAGCCAGCUACAGAGCUUUUUGGACGAGAUUAACUUUCAGCUUCGGGACAUUCACAGCGCCAUAAAGAACAUAGCAAUGGUAACAUCAUAUAGUAACCAAUCAUGGUAUACAGAUCUAAAGCAGCUCUAUCUCAAUUCUGCUUCAAAACAACAAAUCCUCCAACUGAUUCUGCAUUUGGGCAUGUCCAAUCUUCUCGGUCUCGUAGAAAGAAGUUCGAAGAACGGAGUAGAAGACAGCUUCUUGGAAUACGUACAAGAGGAGAGGAAUAAAGAAGAAGUAAAUACUGCAAAAGAGGGGUUCUUGUUCGUGCUGAGAAUAUUGGAUGAGUUGAAAUAAAUAAAUAACACAUUUUAAUUUGAUUUUCUUGUUACGAUACCGCGGUUAUGUCUUUACUGGUUCCUGCCUAAACAACCUAACUUUUUUCUUAAUGAAGCUAAUAAUAGGGGUUAAAGUAUGAAACUGUAAUACCGUUUUAUUGUAAUAGAAACUUAAUUUUUUGAGA
Molecule: messenger RNA, 3923 nt
Organism: Leptidea sinapis
Lineage: Eukaryota; Metazoa; Arthropoda; Insecta; Lepidoptera; Pieridae
Exons: 4
Coding region: 56-3757 (1233 amino acids)
Source: RefSeq, a predicted model, not a curated record